Messenger RNA from Pectinophora gossypiella (pink bollworm), 2082 nucleotides. RefSeq lists its product as uncharacterized. NCBI's taxonomy places the organism in Eukaryota, Metazoa, Arthropoda, Insecta, Lepidoptera, Gelechiidae. The record is from RefSeq and is a predicted model, not a curated record. Gene Ontology annotation, molecular function: olfactory receptor activity; odorant binding. The transcript is spliced from 7 exons. Gene Ontology annotation, biological process: detection of chemical stimulus involved in sensory perception of smell; sensory perception of smell. Gene Ontology annotation, cellular component: plasma membrane. The coding region runs from base 428 to 1645 and encodes 405 amino acids.
GUCUUAUGAAUAUGUAUGACGCCCUUGAUAUUAAUCAAGCGUGUAAUUAAUUAACCACAGUCACACGGUGUCAUGCCGAUAUAGAAACUUUCCCAAUUUUCGGUUACCGUUAAUUUAUAGUCAGCCAUUAUUAAUUUAUUAUUAAUCAAUAACUUUCACCGUUUCGUGGUAACAAAGCUAAAGUUUAGACUUUAGCUUGCAAUUAACAGGUAUUUCCCAUUGUUUUCAUUUAUAAUAAUUUAUUAAUACCUAAAAAAAUUGACGACUAUAAAUUGUGAUACGUCUGAUGUAAUUUUUCAUAAAGCAUCUAAUUCUCGCCGCUGAGACGUGUAUAAUGAGUGUCGAAAACCAUCGGUAAGCCCCGGAGAGCUCUCACGAAAUAUUCUUUUGAUUCUGCCCUUUGAUCUCGUUGAAUAAAUUCAAGAACAUGUCUUUGAAAACCAAAUAUUUACUGAGAGUCUUCUGUAAGUACGUGUACUAUGCAGGGGCGGGCAACUGUUGGUACGAAGACAUCUACCGUGAGACGAUAUUGUACCGGCUGUAUAGUCUCAUAACAUUCUCUAUUUACACGACGAUGAUUUUCCUCGAGAAUGUGGCGGCUUUGUUCGGUACUUUCCCCGACGUGGAAAAAAAUUCAGCUGUCAUGUUCGCCGCUAUACACAACAUCGUGCUCACUAAAAUGUAUUUGCUGUUGUACCACAAGGAUUCCAUAAGGAAAUUGAAUUUUGAAAUGGCCACAGUCGGUGAGAAAUUGGAGAAGGCGGGAAACAUGAAGAAGCAGUAUAGGAAAGUGAAAUGGGGGAAUUUGUUUUAUGUAGUCUCUGUGUAUUUAUCUUUGUUCGCAUACGGGGUCGAGAGUACGCGCCGGGCGGUUGUUGACGGACGUCCAUUCUACACAGUAGUGACGUACCUUCCGAAAUACGCUGACGAAUCGGUAACGGCGGCAGGGUUCCGUAUUUUCUUCUACAUAACAUGGUUAUACAUGAUGCUACCGAUGAUGUCGGCAGACUGCCUUCCUAUCACCCAUCUUAUCACCAUGACACACAAGUUUAUCACUCUAUGUCAACACUACGAGCGGAUAAGACAGCAGUUCGACGAAGACAUUAACAUAAUACCCAAAGCGCAAGCGAUAGAGAAGUUGAAAGCGGGGUGUUUAGAAGGGAUACAGAUGCAUCAGAAGCUUAUGUUUUUGGCAGAGGAAAUACACCGUGUGUUCGGAAUCAUAAUGUCGCUGCAAGUAUGCGAGAGCUCCGCGGUAGCAGUUCUGCUUUUACUACGGCUGGCGUUAUCCCCUCACAUGGAUUUGACGAACGCCUUUAUGACGUAUACCUUCGUGGGUUCACUUUUCUACUUACAUAAACAUAAACUGCCUAUAUACGCUGUUAAUCUGUGGAACGCCGGCGAAGUGACUUACCAGGCAUCUCUCGUUUCGCCUGCUAUGUUCUAUUGUGGAUGGCAUCUCGGUGCAGUGGACAGGCACCCACAUCGAGACAUCAGACGGUUGGUUCUGAUUGGAUGUACGCAGGCGCAGAAGCCACUUAUACUCAAGGCUUUUGGCAUACAGGACUUGUCUUACGAGACUUUCGUUUCGGUUGCAAGAAUGACUUAUUCUAUAUUCGCAGUAUUUUAUCAGCGUGGAGAGUGAAUGAACAGUUCCUCGAAUACAAAUUAUGGCCCCAUUAAUGAAAUAAUUACAAGCUUUCAUUAAAUGCAUAUUAAUCAGUUCAAAAGGCCAAUUCGUGGAAUAAAGUUCGGAACAAUCGACGAAUUUUAACAAAUUUUCAUCUUCAUAAGUUAAGGAGAUGCCAACAAGUAUUGGUGUGUUUUCUUAAAAUAACUUGUUUAUCCUCGCACUAAAUUGUUCCAUUGAAAGGCAAUAAUUAUGUAAAAUUUAAACUAUUUUAAGUAUUUUGAAAUUAAAUGAAAAAUGUUCUCUUUCGAUGGUUUCUAUAGGUACGUAUACGUAGUAUUAUUACUUAUUCUAUGCUAUAGGUGAACAAUACACUAAACUUAUUUAUAUACAUACACAAAGAAACUCACAGUGUUGUCGACUUUUGAAAAAGUGCUGUUUUUGUCGUUGAU